Messenger RNA from Gregarina niphandrodes, 549 nucleotides. Its product is annotated as cwf21 domain protein. The transcript has 2 exons. NCBI's taxonomy places the organism in Eukaryota, Apicomplexa, Conoidasida, Eugregarinorida, Gregarinidae. Bases 1 to 549 code for a protein of 182 amino acids. The record is from RefSeq and is a predicted model, not a curated record.
AUGUUCAAUGGAGUGGGUGUGCCUACUGCCCGCGGCACUGGAACUAGUGGAUAUGUGCAAGGUAACAAGGCCCUGCUGAAAGGACACCCGGGCAAUAGAAAGAGGCAACGAGACCAUAAACGCAUCAAAGAGCCCGAAAAGGAUGUGGUUCUCAUAGAGCAUGAGAAAGCCAGAAUUAUCGAAGUUGCAGUUCUUGAAUAUGAGGACGACCUGAGAGAAUCCCACCCAGAAAUGACCGAACAGGAAAUAGAACAAAAAGUUAGGCAAAAAAGAAACAGCCUAGAGUCUGAUUUGCUUCCACAACCACAUUCCGAUGAUAUAAUAGGCCACCAGAUUCUCGCCAGCGAGAUGACUAUCAAGAAAGGAGACAUGAUGACAGAAGCCACCACCAUGAUGACAGAGGUCAUAACGAAAGUUACUAUGAGGAUGCGAAACGUGGACGAUAUGAUUAUGAACCGGAACCCACCCGAAGAAGUGACCUUGAAGAAAGGAGUCACAGCGAGCACGACUUUCCGCCAGAAGAUAGAUACUAUGAUUUGUUACCAAUAA